AAUGCAAGCAUAUACAUUAGAAGUUUUGUUUGGAAAGUUAAUUAUUUUUAUAUAUUUAAAUGCAGGAAUCUAUGGUUUAGUAUUCUCGGGUUUGAUUUACUAAAAUUCUAUCACCACAGGAAAUUGUGGAAUUAUUUUUACUGUUUUAGUUCUUUAUGGUUCAAACUUAAUUAAGAAAUAUAAUGAAAUGGAAAAUGCAAAGGCUAUUAUUGGCCUUUAUUCAAUUUAAUUGAUUUUAAAUUUUUUAACAAUUUUAGAAACUAACAAUACUAAUAUUGGGAUAGUAAUAGGAGGUAUAAUUAAUGGGUUUGGAAUUUCAUUAUUUUAUAAUUUUCGACACAUUAGUGAAAAGACUAAAAAAGCUUCAUAUAUUAUUAUUUUUGUAAUAUAUUCAGUUGAAAUUAUGAUGUUUGGAUUGCUACAAACUUUAGAAGUUGAUAAAAUAUUUAAAAUAGAUUUGUUUUGUUGA
This is a messenger RNA of Paramecium sonneborni, 469 nucleotides long. Lineage: Eukaryota; Ciliophora; Oligohymenophorea; Peniculida; Parameciidae. The record is from the annotation of a GenBank genome assembly.